UGUCGCACAAAAGUUGUUUCAAUUUACAGGAUCGGGCGAAGGAUAUUUGCGCCAACACUCUCCUCAUGCCAGCCCGAUGCGACAUGAAGGAAUCGGACGCACGGAGUCGCUGCAUAGCUCGUACCGGGAUUUUAUCACUACAAGAAUAGCCCUGAUGUUGACAUGCCAGUCUUGGAUAGCUGGAGCCUUAUCUCAUGCUCUACCUUCAUUCUCGCAUGUCGUUCGACAGUGAUGAAACUGGAUGUAAAAGUCCUGUCAUGUGGAUCGGCUUCACCAUACCCGUGCUUAGAGCAUGGAUCUGUCCCAAGGCGCAUCUGGCCCAGCCUGGGUUUCGUCGGACAAUGGCGGACAAAACAGCGUUGUUUAGAAGGGUUCAAGCGGUCAAAGACACUCUACCUAGACCCAAGCAAGCACAAGAAGCUGAAUCAAACUAAACCAUGCCGAUUUUAACAUUUUCAAGAUGACAUGCAGAACUUUCGUGAUGGUGUGUCUGUAUGCGAGUCGCGAAUGUAAAGACAGCAAAGGCAUGAUAUUGACAUGGCCUGUAAGGCGAGACCCAAAGAGACGACGAUGUG
This is a messenger RNA of Aureobasidium subglaciale EXF-2481, 575 nucleotides long. RefSeq lists its product as uncharacterized. Bases 163 to 450 code for a protein of 95 amino acids. NCBI's taxonomy places the organism in Eukaryota, Fungi, Ascomycota, Dothideomycetes, Dothideales, Saccotheciaceae. The transcript has a single exon. The record is from RefSeq and is a predicted model, not a curated record.